AUGCGGCGUGACGCCCGCAGCGUCAGAUUCCUCCUCCUCCUCCUCAUCCACGUUCUCCUCGUGCCUUCUUUCGGCUCGAGCCCCUCUCCGAGGGGGCAGGCGCCUGCGGGGCGCGAGCCGCGCUGGACCCCGCCGAAGGAUGUGCCUGGGCAGCGUGCUGUCAGACCCGCGACAGCACCUCGACGGGCGCACACCAGAGCGGGGCGCGGCUUUGGCUGCAUGCUCGAGGCCACGCCGGCGAACGUCGAGAACGCACAUCACGACGACUUCCGCGUUGUGGUCGGGGAGGAGGUGUUCCGCAGCCUCGCGGGCCCGGCGGGGGAGCCUGCGGACUUGAGCCGCGCGCUGGCCAGCGAGGCGCCGCGCCUGUGGCUCGGCGACGCCGGCCGGGCCGGCGCGAGCAGCGACCUGGGGCCGGGCACGCCCUUGGGAGCGAGGCCGGCGCUGGGCGGCUGUGGCCCGAACGUGAAGGUUGUCUCGCUCUCCAAGUCCCUGGAGUGCGAGGCCUUCGGCUUCACGAACAUCCCUGACUCGACCUCCGACGGCAGGGCGUGUCUCCGCAUCACCGAGGUGCUCCCGGAGGGUCUCCUGGCGGCGUGGAACUCCGCGCGCCCGCAGCAGAGGCUUGGCCCCGGCGACCGCAUCUUCUCGGUGAACGGCGUGGAGGAGGACCUGGUGGGGAUGAGGGACCUCCUCUGCGGACCCACCGUCACGCUCCUGGCGGAGACGGCCGGCGGCGGCCCGUUGCUAGCCGCUGCGUCGCCCGCUCCAGGGGUGGCCGCGCCCGCCGCCGCCUGGCCGCUGGCGCACGGCGGCCAGCCCGUCGCGUCGCCUCACGGCGAGCCCACCUCCCGGGAGGAGGAGGCGAGCACGAGGGGAGAGGCCUCGACCCUCGACCUCCUCGAGGAGCCCGGGCCCGCGACAGGGCUCGACAGCCCCCUCGAGGGUCGCCUGGCUUGGAGUCGGUCUGCCUCGGAUGCCAGCUCCAGCGCGCCGCCGCUUGACGCGUGGAACAGCUUGCGAACAUUCUUGAACGGCGAGCUGCAGCUGGCUGGGUCCUCGCUCGUCUUCGGCCUCGUAGGCGGACGAGGCAGAGGGCUGCACAGGAACAUCCACGAGGGCCGAGUAGGCGAGGUCCACGGUCGGCGCGCCAGAGGAAGGUUUGGCGAGAAGGACAAUCUGAGCAUGGGCCAGUAG
This is a messenger RNA of Prorocentrum cordatum, 1197 nucleotides long. The record is from the annotation of a GenBank genome assembly. Lineage: Eukaryota; Dinophyceae; Prorocentrales; Prorocentraceae.